AUGUCGGAAAUAGGAAAUUUAUAUUUAACGCUAAUACUACUGACUUUUGGAGAUCAUUCCAAAGCAGAAUUUAAAGAAAAGUUAGGUAGUAUUAGCGAAGAAUUAAUCGAAUUGAUGUCUAACAAAUAUGACAUCUCCGUUAAAGACGAGACCGAUUUCAAUAUACGUUUUGCGACUAUUCCAAAAAUCUGA
Messenger RNA from Racocetra fulgida, 192 nucleotides. The record is from the annotation of a GenBank genome assembly. Lineage: Eukaryota; Fungi; Glomeromycota; Glomeromycetes; Diversisporales; Gigasporaceae.